AAAUGAUUGAUCCUAGGAGGAGGCUGACAAGACCUUUGUACCUUAAUUCAGCAGGUUUGACCUUUUAAGAACUGACAGAGCCAUGGCAACAGAACUGCCAGCCACUAUAUAUGAUGUUGAGACUCCGUGUGCACUUGUGGACAUCGAUAGAGUGAAGAAAAAUGUCCAGAGGAUGAUAGAUAACUGCACAAACCUCGGCGUCGAGUUAAGGCCGCACAUGAAAACACAUAAAACUAUUGAAGGGGGUGAGUUGAUGACAGCUGGAACAAAGAGGAAGAUUGUUGUGUCCACCAUUGCGGAAGCUGAGUUUUAUGCAGAUGGCGGUUUUGAUGACAUCAUUUUUGCUAGCCCAAUGGUGAAGGAGAGGAUUAGCAAGAGGGUGAUAUCCCUGGCAACGCGUCUAGAAGCAUUCCAUGUGAUGGUUGACUCAGUAGUUGGGAUGCAGGGCGUUAUUGACACACCAUUAGAUGGGGAUAAAAAAUGGAAUGUUUUCAUGGAAGUGGACUGUGGCUAUGGCAGAACUGGAUGUGUGUGGGACAGUGACGACGCUCUGAUGAUAUGUCGUAAGGCAGCAGCUGCGGAACAUGUCAGGUUUCAGGGCCUAUAUAACCACUGCGGGAAUACGUACGUGCCGGACAAGGACCAAAAGUCACAAAUACAGCUUACAACUGUUGACAGGCUGGUUGAACUGAAGAAAAGGUUGGAAGCAGAUGGGAUACCAGUUCCGAGGUUUGGUUGUGGGUCGACCCCCUCAUGUAGUCGACCAAUCAACAACAUGGGCGUGUUGACUGAGUUUCAUCCUGGAAAUUACAUCUUCUAUGACUACAUGCAGGUGCUAGUGGGAUCAUGCUCAAUGGAUGACAUUGCGAUGAAGAUUGUGACCACAGUGAUCAGCCACAAGCCUGAGGUUGGUACUCUUGUGGUUGACUGCGGAUGGAACUGUAUCAGUCAGGAUGGAUGUGAACGCCCCAAAGAUACAUUGCCCCUAGGAUAUACACCUAUUGUGGACCAUCCUGAACUCAGAAUGCGGGCCAUGACACAAGAGAUUGGUAAGAUAGAAGGGAACGGGGAAGCAAUUGACUACAGCAAGUUUCCCCUGGGGACCAGACUGUACUUAUACCCACACCAUUCGUGUGCCACAGCAGGGCUGCAGCCUAAGUACUAUGUACAUUCCGGUGACAAAAUCCUCGAUAUCUGGAUCCCAAACAGGGGCUGGUAGCUACAUGUACAUAAAAACGUAGAGAACAGUCCUAUUAACUUGUAAAUUAAAUUUGCAGUGCUUUAAAAAGCUUUUCUUUUUAGCUACACUUUCUUUAUACAAGCUUCGCUAAAGCUAUGUUUUUUCUCUUAAAAGCUGUGUCUUUUCUUCACAGCUGCCCUUUUUGUAUAAGAAGAUGCGUUUUAUUUUAAUGAAAGCUGACUUUUUUUUAAGCUUCUGUGCUGCAUCAUUUUUAUUUAGUAAUGGAUAAAAUUGUCUCUAAGAAAAAGCUGUGUCUUUUUUUUCAUUAAAUGUGUCGAGUUUUCCAAAUUUCAUGUUGAGCUUUUGGAGAAAAGAUGAAGGUUAAUUUUGUGAAAAAAUAUUAAUUCACUAUUCCAGCUUCUGAUAAUUAAUUUCUUACUCAGUUUAAUUGAAAAUAAACAUGAGAUAUGUCAUUUAUUUGAGGUAAAAAUGUGUCUAAAAAUUGUGCUUGUUUAAUAUCAUUUUCCUUUCUAAUGUCUUUAAAAAUGUGUCCCAUUCCUCUGACAGGUGCAGCAUUCAAAUUCGUAUUUUUAUUUUUAUCCAAAAGAUGCGCUUCUUGUCGAAACGCACAUGAGCUGUGCUUUUUAGGGGCCAAUUCGGCUUCGCUUUUAGCUGUUCUGUGCUUAUAGCAGAGUUUUUUUUGGCUCGGGUGCCCUCUCACGAAAUUGGUGCUGUUUCUGGAAUUAUUAAAAAAAUGUAGCAUGUUGUUUGUUUGUUAAGUUUAGAAUAUUCACUCAGUCAAUCAGUAGUAAACACUGGUUGCAUAUAAGAACUGUCAGUAAGUCAACCAAGGCAUUAAGAAACAUACCACGGACCUAUAAACCAUUAGGUCCAUGAUAAUACUGGCACUUAAAUGUUAAUGGGUAAAUGCUCCUUUUUAUAGAAUGAUGUAAUGCUAUUGCCACUGUUUUGUGUGACCUGAAAAAGCGACAUAUACUUGUUAUGUUUUUGUUUUGGCAGCAGGGUCGUAGGUGCCCUCAGCUCUUAACGUUGUGCUCACAAUACUAAAAAUUAAAUGAUAUGGUAUAAUUGCCUCAAGGUCUCCAGAGUACAGUGUAAAUGCUGUGUAGACUAGCUCAAGUAUUCUUAUCCAAUCAUCCUAAAACCUAUUGACUGUGUUUGUUUACAACUGAUAACACCACAAUUUCCCAUCAUGAUGAAACUUGGUGACAAUGCCCGUCAAUUUCAAGCAGAUGAUUUACCACAGUUACACAAGAUGUAUGCCCCUUUUACAGUUGGUUUAUUUCUUGUGUUGCUAUAAUCAGAAAAAAAGUUUGUUUUCAACACAAUUUUUGCUCCUUUAGCAUGUACAUGAAAAUUUGUAUUAUAUUUGGUUUGACAAUGUUGGCGUUCUAUUCUGGUGAACAUCCGUUGCCAUUGAUAUGUAGUUACAGUACAUUGUUAUUUAUUACAAUAGUUAUUAAUAACACUCCGGUGCCAUAAAUUGAAGUUAUUAUAAAUUAAUAUCACAGUUCUUUUAGUAAUUCUUAUAAAUGCAUAAACAUGUAUAUAUUUACACAUGCCAUGAUUUUAUUAUAGUCUUAGGAAACAUGACUUUUAUAUUGUUUUGAAGUCAUUGUUUAUUUUAAUAUUGCACUCUGAUUUAAUUAGCUUCAACGAAGGUGAACGAUGUUACAAUUAUCAACAAGUCCUUUUUACAACUGUUUGUUGUUGAUAAAAUCGCUGUUACACUAAAUCGUCGACUGCAGAAGAUUUUACUUUUUUAAAGUGUAAUUAAAAUUAAUUGAUUGUAUGUUUCUGGUGUAUAUGCUGCAACGCUUGCAUAUUUCCCAAGGAGUGCUACCCCUGCUUCAUGGAACCUGCUCGUGUCCCCCCUGUGUGUAUACAGCAUGAACGAUCCAUUGCUUUACUGUAUUCACAUGUACCAAAUUAAAGUGUACAUCGUUGUCAUUGGAUCUUCCAUACUUUAAUUAUUUAAGAUGUUAUUUUUGUAAACAUUUAUAUUAAGUUGUAAACAAUGUAUUAUUCAAGACUUUACAUAUAUAGUAUGUUAUGUACACAUUUGAUUGUGAACAAUUCGUCAAAUUCUAUAUGUAAUUCUAUCUAUGAUCUAAUUAUUAACACCUGAAAACUUUCACUGCUAUUUUCUUAUUAAUUAUUGUUCGAAAUGUAAAGCAGUUGAUCAAUUAUAUGCAUCAUUAAAUAUGAAAAUAAAAUCACUUAAGAAUUACAUAUUAUUUUAAGUGUUAUUUGCGUUGUGACAAUUAAUUAAAGACGUCUUGUUAUCUGCAUAUUUGGAUUUGUUGACCAAUUUAUAUAAUUGUUAUAGCCGCUAGCUGUAAGUAGAUCACUGUUGGAAUAAAUAAUAAACAAAUUGAAUCCAAUAUAUGUAAAUGCUUUCACUGUAUUAACGAAAGGGAAAAGAUUGUUUAGUUUUUCUUGCCGAUCCUCAUUAAGUCAGAUGGUAUAACUGCCUACUAGUUCUAGGGACUUUAUUUGCUUCAAUAUUCAAGGUUAAGUGAAUGAUUUCAUAACAGACAACAAGCCCGCUGUUUACCAUGUCUAUCACUACUCAGUUGAAGGCCAUGCACUUCCAUUUCUCCGUAUCUUCCAUAGAACUUACCUGUAGACUGUAAAGCCUGGCCACCGGGAAUAGCGGUCUGUAACUACAAGGCGUAAUAUAUUUUUUGUUAACUCAGGUUUCCCGAGGUUUGCACCUUGUUUAUUUUCUGACCGUUAUUUGUUUUCUCCCUGCACAGGCAAGGCGCUAAAGUGAACCAAGACAAAAUGUCGACGAUGUGUAAAUAAAAUAAAGACACAACUUCACUAUAACAAUAUUUUAUUCCGUCUUAUAACACCCUCUAUUUGUUGGCAGUGAAAUAGGAAUCAAACAUCAGUUGAUAUAUUGUUGAGGUUCUAAACACAGGUCAUACUUAAAGUAAUAAUGCUAGUAAUAAGCGUUUCUUUAUAUCUAACGAUGCAUAUAUUUGAUCAACUGCUAUGAAUAUAAUUUAUUUUAUUUAUUUAUUUUUGCGGUGGGGGGAAGGGGUGUCUCACCAAAAGUAUGAUAUAUUACGUUUGAUCCUGUUUCCUUAAUUCUGUAAUAGGAGUUGUAUUAGCAAUAGCGAGUCUGAAUAUAUAAUGUAUUUUUUUA
Messenger RNA from Mya arenaria, 4355 nucleotides. RefSeq names its product D-threo-3-hydroxyaspartate dehydratase-like. Gene Ontology annotation, biological process: D-serine catabolic process. Bases 83 to 1219 code for a protein of 378 amino acids. The transcript is spliced from 9 exons. Gene Ontology annotation, molecular function: D-serine ammonia-lyase activity. NCBI's taxonomy places the organism in Eukaryota, Metazoa, Mollusca, Bivalvia, Myida, Myidae. The record is from RefSeq and is a predicted model, not a curated record.